Messenger RNA from Schistocerca cancellata (South American locust), 1907 nucleotides. Its product is annotated as dehydrogenase/reductase SDR family member 11-like. Bases 1 to 762 code for a protein of 253 amino acids. The record is from RefSeq and is a predicted model, not a curated record. NCBI's taxonomy places the organism in Eukaryota, Metazoa, Arthropoda, Insecta, Orthoptera, Acrididae. The transcript has 6 exons.
AUGGAGAGGUACACAGGUCGCGUUGCACUGGUUACAGGCGCCAGCGCGGGCAUAGGCGCUGCCAUAACGCAAGCUCUGCUCCGGCAUGGCGUCACUGUGGUAGGCCUCGCAAGAAGAGUCGACAGGAUAAAGGCUCUGGAAAGUAAUGAUGCACCUGGGAAACUGUAUGCCUUAGAGGGUGAUGUAAGAAAUGAAGAACAGAUUCUCAGUGCUUUCAAAUGGAUAAAUGACCACCUUGGUGGUGUUGAUAUCCUGAUUAAUAAUGCUGGUGUUGCUCAAGAUUCAGACCUUACAGCUGCACCAACAGAAGAGUGGAGAAAAACUUUUGAAAUUAAUGUCCUCGGACUAAGCAUUUGUACAAGGGAGGCUGUACAAGGAAUGUUCCAGAGGGGUGUCAAUGAUGGUUUCAUUAUAAACAUAAGUAGCACUGGUGGUCUUCGUUCACCAUCUACUCCAAGCCUUUGCAUGUAUAGUGCAAGUAAACAUGCUGUUCAGGUGCUCACUGAAGGCCUCAGAAAAGACUUGGCUGACAAAAAAUCUGGAAUCAGAGUCACGUCAAUAUGUCCUGGAUUAGUGAAAACUGAGAUAAUGGAUAACCUGAAGAUACUUGACAAGAAAAGGAUUUAUUCCAAACUUUCCUAUCUUCAACCAGAACAUAUUGCAGAUGCUGUUGUGUAUGUACUCUCACAGCCUGCUAUUUUGGAGGCUCCUAUGUUGGUAAUACAGCAUGUUGGACAGGGAAGAAUAAUUGAGUCACAGUGAAGAAUCAAAACAAAACUUAGGAUCAUUCAUAGAACUGAUAACCAACAAGAAGCCACAAAACUGGAAAUAUACAACUGAAUGUAAAAAAUUAAUAUGAAAUUCUGCUCAUAAUGUCUCUCCACUUUAGUUGAAUUCAUUGAUAAAGUGAAGAUACAAUUUUACAAAUAGUAUUUCACACUGUGUAUACUGUUGUUCUCUUUUUGGGUUCCAUACCUUAUUCAACAAAAAUGGAACCCUUAUAGGAUCACUUUCUUGUCCUUCUGUCUGUUUGUCCGUCAGUCCAAUUGUUAAGAUUCCAUUUUGAAUGGGUAGAGGAAUGAAGUUGGAAUUUGUGUUACAUUCUAAGGUAUAUGAUCCCUUGAUGGUGUCAAAAAUUUUAGCUUCUAAGUCAAUGCAAUCAAAAGAUGUGGCCAUGUAUGUCACAUAUUUUGAUACUCACAAAGACACUCAUCAAAACCUAUAGGGUACUUCCUGUUGACCUAGAGUCAUAAGAUUUGGCAAGAAGUAAGGUUUCAUGGUAAAAGUAAAGGAAAAAUCUGAAAAUUGUGUUUGUAUCACAUUUUUUACCAUUUGUUCUCUGUCUCCCUUUGUCUACCCGUCUGUUCAGACCCCUUUUCCCCUGAAAUGGGUAGAGGUAUCAAGUUGAAAUUUAUGUGAAAUACUGAGUUAUAUGGGCCUUGGCAGUGUAAAAAAUUUGAGCUUCAAAGUCAAUACAAUCAGAAGACCUCUUUUUGGCAAGAAUGGAUAGAGGUAUGAAAUUGAAAUCUGUCAAAUAAUAAGGUCUAAGGUACCUUGGGGGUGCAAAUAAUUUAAGCCUAAAGCAAUGCAAUCAAAAGAUAUGGUCAUUUAUGUCACAUAUUUUGAUACUUGCAAACUUACUCAUCAAAACCUGUAGAUGAAUUAUGUAUAUAUUUAUUGGUCCUUGUGUACAAGCAGUAAAGCAUGUACAUGGAAACCAAGAGGUUGUGAGAUUGAAUCUUGGCCAGACUUUUCAGUCUUCAUUUUAACCAAUCCUUCACCUCCCAGUGAUGAGAGGAGUUACUAGAAACUGCACAUGAUUCAGAUUCCAUGUUAAACUGUACGUCCUAUUUCCCCAUAUGGAGAAUCAUUGAAAUGAUGCUUACACAUUGCCUUAUGUCUGUGAA